Molecule: messenger RNA, 1644 nt
Organism: Seminavis robusta
Lineage: Eukaryota; Bacillariophyta; Bacillariophyceae; Naviculales; Naviculaceae
Source: the annotation of a GenBank genome assembly
AUGCCCCGUCUUCGCUCGAAGAAACGAAAGACCGCGCCUUCACAAGAGCGAGAUGAUAGCCCUGCUUCGCCAGCUCCCCCGUCGGAAGCUUCCAAUAACAAUCCACAGCCGUCUUCCACGGCAGCAUCUGCCACUAGCGACAGCAACAGCAAAAACAUGAAGGGUUUUGUGUUGCAAUGCUCCAAUGGAACGUUGGACAUCAAUGAGGACCAAGCAGAAACUUUGAGAUCUCGAUCAGAUUUCUUCCGUCACGCCUUUUCACACAACAUGCAGGAAGCCAAAACUCUUGUCUUAUCCAAGCCGGACUGGACUAAAGAGACAGCACAAACUAUUGUGGAAUUGUUGUGUCAAGGUCAUGCACAAGUGCCUGAGGAUUAUGAAGCCUUUCGCGCUGCUGCCGAUCAGAUUUUGCUGCCCUGCCACAUUCCCCACCCGGUCUACUCGAAGCACUUGGAGAUCCCCAAGUCUGCUGGUGAUGAUGGCGAUGAUGAUGACCCAGUAAAACUGAUAGAAUGGGUUUUAGAAACGAAGCGACAGUGCCAAAACCAGUUCAAAUUUCUCAGUUUAGACAUGACGGGUACUAAUACAAGCAGCCACAGAAGAUUCAUCGACGACGACGACGACGACGCAUUUGUAUUGGUAGGAGAUAUCAUUGAAGCACAGCGGAACAAUCAGAACAACAACAACAACAACAACAAUCGCGGGAACAACCAAAACAACAAUGAAGAUGAUGACGAAAACGAUCUUUUUGCCGAAAGUGACGAUGACGAGGACGAGAAUGAACAAGAACGAGUGGAGGAGGAUGAGGAUGAAAAUCAAGGUCGUCGUCCCAAUAAUCGUCCGCAACAGGACAGAGCGGCAGUCAACAGGAACAAUAGUACUGGCAGGAAUUCGACUGCCAAUGUGUCUCCAGAUCUGUGGAAGCAAUUCCUCACGCAGGGGCUGCUCAUGGUGGACUCUUCCAAGGGAUUCUCCAUAAAACUGGGUGAAAAGGAACAACAAAGCGCUGACAGCCUCCGCUGGUCUUACGGUGAGACCACACAGAACUAUAGCGUUCACUACCAGAUUCCACUCUACGCAGCAAUCACCCACAUCACCACUGCACUGCGAAAUGUGCGAGACUAUGUCGAUGAUAGCGAUGACGAAGACGAUGACGUUUUUGCACCGAGUAGGGGAAGAUAUCGCAUGUGCUUUCAACUUUGGUGCGGCUUCUAUCACAACUGUCUCGAGUUGACUGAUGAGCUGGAAGCUUCGUGGGAAGCGGACUUUAACCCAGGGGGUCUCUCUGAUGAUACGACAACUCGAGGAUCUCUGCACGACCUGGCGUCCAUCUUGGUGCAAUGCGAAGAUUACAUAGUCCCGAAUCGAAACGUAAAGAAGAUUGCUCUGUUCUUCCACAAACCAAAUUGGCGAACUCUGGGUAGGUUGAUACAUGCCACGCAACAAUGCAAAGACAACCCAGGGACUCUCCUGUGGGAUGCUGAAGCGAAUGACUUUUUAACCAUGAAAACCUUGAACGAUACAAAGACGAUUUUAGAAUUUCUAACAAAGGAGACGAGCCCAUUGGCGUGCAAGGGGGACUUUCAGUUGACAGAAAUACGUGGUCGAGGAGCGACGAAGGGCAAUGAGUGGAAGGUGCGAUAA